This is a messenger RNA of Budorcas taxicolor (takin), 585 nucleotides long. It is a transcript of the gene PRELID2, whose product is annotated as PRELI domain containing 2. Gene Ontology annotation, molecular function: phosphatidic acid transfer activity. Lineage: Eukaryota; Metazoa; Chordata; Mammalia; Artiodactyla; Bovidae. The record is from RefSeq and is a predicted model, not a curated record. The transcript is spliced from 6 exons. Gene Ontology annotation, cellular component: mitochondrial intermembrane space. The coding region runs from base 45 to 578 and encodes 177 amino acids. Gene Ontology annotation, biological process: phospholipid transport.
CUCUAGCGGUAGUGUGCUGGCGGAGGCGUGGUCGGCGCGCCGGGAUGGGGGUCACCGUGGACGUGCACGAGGUGUUCAAGUACCCCUUCGAGCAGGUGGUCGCCAGCUUCCUUCGAAAGUAUCCAAACCCCAUGGAUAAAAAUGUCAUCUCCGUAAAAAUUGUGGAGGAAAGAAAAGAUGUGUCAACAGGGAUCAUCUAUAGAAAGAGGAUUGCAGUCUGUCAGAAUGUGGUUCCAGAAAUUUUAAGGAAGGUGAACAUUUUAAAGGUACCUAAUAUCCAGUUAGAAGAGGAAUCAUGGUUCAAUCCUCAGGAAAGGAACAUGGCUAUAAGGAGUCACUGCCUUACAUGGACACAAUAUGCAUCCAUGAAAGAAGAGUCCGUCUUCAGGGAAAGUAUGGAAAAUCCAAAUUGGACAGAGUUCAUUCAGAAAGGCAGGAUUUCAAUCACAGGGGCUGGUUUUCUCAACUGCGUUUUGGAGUCUUUUGCUAGUGCAUUUUUAAGACAGGGUGUCCAGAAGGGAAUUAGAAUAAUGGAGAUGCUGCUAGAGGAACAGUGUGGUGCCCCCUUAGCCGAAUAAAGAAUAC